This is a messenger RNA of Eleginops maclovinus (Patagonian blennie), 3860 nucleotides long. Its product is annotated as nuclear GTPase SLIP-GC-like. The transcript is spliced from 24 exons. Gene Ontology annotation, molecular function: GTPase activity. NCBI's taxonomy places the organism in Eukaryota, Metazoa, Chordata, Actinopteri, Perciformes, Eleginopidae. The record is from RefSeq and is a predicted model, not a curated record. Bases 121 to 2595 code for a protein of 824 amino acids.
AGAAACUUCAUUUUCAUUUCCUGGUUAGGUUUGGCAGUUAUAAUACAAAGCGAGACACUCCUUUAGCCUGCGUUUGGCUACAUAUCUACAGGCUGCACGCUGCGGUUGCUAUUCUUAAUCAUGGAUGAUUUUGUUCUCAACAAAUUAUUUGAAUGGGAUCUCAGCGAAUUGAUACAAACAUUUAAAGAGCAACACAUUGACAAGGAAGCUCUUUAUGAACUGGAUGAUCAAACCAUUGCUGAGUUGAUCCCCAUUGUUGGAUCCAGAGUAAAAUUCAAGAAAAGACACAAGUUGUUAUUGAAGGAACAAAACACAACAGAUCCGGAAACCUCUGAAUCUUCUGUUCAGUGUAAAUGGGAGUAUGACGAGGAAGCUGUUUUUGCUCAGGUUGGUCCGUCCACCAGCAAAACAAAUGAAAAAGAAAAAGAAAAGAGGAAGUUGGAUCUUCAGGGUGAGUCCAUCCAAAGGCAAUCUCCAACCAGAAAACGUCCACGUGAGGAUAAACAAGGAUCAUACACAGAAGAAGUCAUUCUGUCUGAUGUGAAAAACAUCAUGAGAUGUGUCCUUCAGAAACUACCUGACCAAGACAACAAGCUCAACAAGUUCCUGAAACAUAAAAUCAAAAAUUUGGAGACGGACAAGAGGGAGGUGGUCGGCGUCUUUGGUAAAACGGGGGCUGGAAAGAGCUCUCUGAUAAAUGCCGUCAUUGGAGUGAAGAACCUCUUGCCCUCUGGAAGAGUCAGUGCAUGUACCUCUGUGAUGAUUAAAGUGGAGGCUAACAUGCAUAACCAAAAGUAUGAGGCAGAAAUUGAGUUCAUUGCAAAAGAGGAGUGGAAAGAGGAGCUGUGGACCUUGAUUAACUUCCUUGGUGAUAACGAAGAUCAGGAAAAAGACGAAAGUUAUCCAGACACUGUUGAAAAGCUGUCAGCGCUGUAUGGAGAAGAAUGGAAAAACAAAUCUCCUGAAAACCUCAUGGAUAAGAAAUACUUCAAAGAAAUUCCUGAAUUUCUCCAUCCCAAGAGUAAGAUUUUGACAAGUGAUACAGCUAAAGAGUUAUCUGCAAAAUUUGUCAAGUACACAAGAAGUGAUUCAAAAGAGGAAGAUGAUAAAGACGUCAGGAGGUGGUAUUGGCCACUGGUGAAGUGUGUGACUGUCAGGGUGCCGAGGAAUGGUCUUCUCCAGCAUGUCACACUUGUGGAUCUUCCUGGAAAUGGGGACCGUAACAAGAGCAGAGACAGGAUGUGGAAAACGGUGGUUGGAAGUUGUUCUACUGUGUGGAUUGUGACUGAACUUAAUCGAGCAGCUGCAGAAAAAGAACCCUGGGAGAUCCUGGAAGAAUCCUGUAGCCUCAUGGGAAAUGGUGGCGAGUGUCGGCAGAUUCAUUUUAUCUGCACCAAGUCUGAUAGUCUUGGAGGUUCAGAUGAUCAUUCAGCUGCUGGAGUUCGUGCUCAGAUACUAAAACAAAACGAGCAAGCCAAGAGAAAAGUGAGGGGAGAAUUCAACAAACUAAAAGACGUUAAGAAACAAUUCAGUGAGGAGUGUUUCAAGGUUUUCACAGUGAGCUCCACAGAGUUCUUGAAAAAGGAACAUCUAGAUCCAGAUGAGACAGAAAUUCCCAAACUGCAGGAAUUCCUGCAAGAUCUCAAUGAUUGGCACUCUGAGACAUUUAACUAUGUGUCUGGAGCUCGUGGGAUACUCUCUCUGAUUCUGGGAGCCAACAGUAAAGAAGGGGCUGACAUAAAGACGCCUGUGUCCAUAGAACUUGAAGAAAAGCUGCAGCAUGAACUUGAUAAAGUCAGGGAACCCAUGCAAGAGACCCUUACGGCUUUUGAAAAAAGCCUCAGUGAGGGGGUUGAAAAAUCUAAAAGUUCAUGUGAAAAAGUCUUGAAGUCGGUCCUGUAUCCCACAAAGAAAGGUCGUUCAUUUCACAGGACAUUGAAGUCUCUCGUUGAGAAUGAUGGCAUCCACAAAACAACAAAAGGGAGAUCAAUAAACAUCAACAUGAAGUUAGCGUCAUGUUUGACCGGCAGCAUUGACGAGGAAUUUAAGAAGACCUUCCCAAAUGAAGGACACAGUGGACCAUUCAACGGAGCCAUCAAUGCGUUUUCACUUGGCACAGAGAAUCUGAUGAAUAAGGAGCGUGAAAAUGUCAAACUGCAGCUGACAUUUCUCAGGACAGAGGAAGAAAAAGUGAAAACAAACCUCACCAAACUCAUCCGUGAGCGUAAGAAAACGAUCUACAGCAGUCUGACAACAACAAUUGAGGAGACCAUGAAAGAAUGCUAUGACAAAGCAAAAACUUUUAGAGGUGAAGGAAUGCAGAAAAACAUGAGAGAAACUAUUGAAAACCACGUACAUGGUUCAAAGAACAUCAUGUUUGAUCAGGCUAAAGACACUAUGAUGAAGCAGCUGAGAGAAUUGAUGUUGGAGAUCCUGGAGAAACUGGAGAACAAAAUGCAGGAAUCAAUCGAGCUGUCACUCAAGACAGAUGGUGUCUCUAUCCCAGAUGUAAGUGUGGAGCUUAAGAUGGUAAAUAACUACUACAAUGAACUGACCGAAAGCCCAGAUGAUGAUUCAAUUCUUUGUAGUGAUUAACCCGGUCAAGCAGCUGCAGUGCGACCAUGAUGUGCACAGGGUUGAUCAGUGGAGAGUAACAGCAGACGCCUGUUAACACAGCGAGGAUAGAAGACGUGAGGCCUCUGGAUUGGGUCUCAACUAUUUUAAGUUCUUUUUUUUUUUCUCUUUGAGUGGUUUUUAUUGUUAACAUAAUGCAGUGCCCUAUCCUAUAAUCCUAUAAAAAAAGCAGCUUGAUGAAAAGCUUUGGUUGUGCAGUCCAUCAAGGAAUAUGUCCAUGUCAAUAGCGACCCCCAUUUCCACCCCACCCCUGCUUUCGUUUGCAUCUGCAUUUUAGUUUUCUGCCAGAAGCUUUCAUUAAUGUACUUUGUAAUCCAGUUUUCAGCACUUUUCUACUAAUGACUUUAAAUAUUGGUCUUUGUACUAACAGGCUUUUACCCUAGCUCAGGCAACAGGAGUUUUAGGCACAUUUAUGUCCGAUUCUAGAACGACAAUCAGAAGUUAAGACCUUGGUUUGUACCACGUUUGGAAAUGUAAGAGGACUUACAGAUCAACUAUGAAACGUUAAACCUCCUGCACUAUUUGCAGAGAAAUAAGCUAAGGUAACUUUGCGUUAGCCUGUAGCCUCUCUGGCUUUUAUCCACCAAGGAAAUCCUAACUUUACAAGUAAACUGCUUUAUUCAGUGCUGAACCAGCUUUACUCUCUGGGUCAGUUUGUUUUGGAGAGGAGACUUCUGGGCACAUUUUGACUCCAAUGAAAUACUAUGGUUUGCUAUGCUGUCUUUUGUAAUGUUUUGAAUGAGAUCCCUCUAGUGAAUAAGUCCUCACUAUAUCCAUGUAUCUCAGAAUAGAUGUUGGAUCUCAGCCAUUACUGUGAUGUCACAGAGACGUUUUGCUUUUAAGGAUUUAACAGUUGUUUUGUCUUUUUAAUACAUUUAUUUUCAGGUUUUGUAUCUGUUUUUAUUUUUGUUAAGCAUGGUUUGAUAAUUAUAGGCUGAAAUAUCAAUGAAUGAAUUAAAUCCCAAACCUUGAUCCCAGCACUACUGUAGGAUGAUAUGGAUGUGGACUUCUCAAAGAAUGAUUUUGAUCUGUUUUCUUUUAUUUUAAAGGACACAACUCACUGCAAAUGAAUGGUUUGUUUUUUUUUUAAUUCAUAUAUGAGAAAUAGAGAGAUCUGGGUGAUGGCUUAUCUGGUUUAUUGUUAUUUACUUUUUUUUAUCCACCUAUAUUUGAAAUGCAUACAUGUAUGUGAUUUUGUAUACAAUCCAAUAAACCAAUCCAAUUCA